GAAUAUGAUCAGACAUCGCAGCUCAACAAAUUAAGUUCUCAGAAUUUUCCCGACACAUUGCUCUCACACACUCACAUAAUUCACGUGUCUUUUCCUUAGUGCUUUUAACAUCCACUUGAAGCCUGCUAAAUAUUCAACUUUUCACAGUUCCCUCAGAGCAUUUACCUCACAUUGGCUCCUGCAGGGUUUUGCCUCACCUCUCCGUUUCGGUGUCACUCAAUCCCUGGAAAGACAUGAUCUGCAUAUUAACCAGUCUAGGGUUGGCUUGAAGCAGCAGAUGGACUGUUUUCUAAAAAUAUCAAGGGCUCAUCUGUGCAUUUGGCAGUUUGGUUUUCACCGCCACAACCCCCAAUUGUGAUGUAAAAAAACAGUUGACUUUUAUCCGCAUUAAGUAUCUUGAGGGAAUAAUGCUGAGAGCGUGAUCUGAGAAGGACACUUCAUUCAAAUGACAAUGCUGUAACACAAAAUUUCCUCCUGUGUACAGAGCUGUCUGCUCAUUUCAGCCACUGAGAAUAAUUACAGCUAAUUCACUAAGCAGAGAGUUGUUACUCCCUGACAAGCUGUCAUCACACUGAACCCAUCAUCUCAGCUCUUCAUAUUUUUUAGAGGCUUGUGAAGAACUCAUGGAGCUAAUUUCAUACUCAAGGCUGAGGGGAAUAGUUGGGCCACUCAGGAGAUUUCAUAUUUCAUUCAUAAAGUUGUUCCCUCUGUUGACUGUGACAACACGAUGUAGCCUGGCUCCAGUCAGACUUUGAAUUAAGCUAAGAUUAUUAGCAGUGUCAAACUGAAAAGCAAGUGCUAAUGGCAGCAGCUAGUCAAACAGAGUCAAACAAGACAGUCUGUGAGUCUGAGGUUACUCUAACAGGAUAUAGCUAGCUGGCAGUUAGCAUGUAAAUAGCAUAUGACUUCAUUGUCAUAAAAAGUGAAAUUAUAAAAUAAAAUGUGGCAUGAAAUAAAAGUGAAAAAGAAAUUAAGCAUCAAAUAAAAACUUGAAAAAAUAUAUAUUUUUAAAAUUACAAAUCUAUAGUGAAAUUUAAAAAACCCUCAAACCAAACAAUUUUAUUAUGAAAAUAAGAAUGUUGAAAUGACAUUUCACAUUUGUUUGUUUGUUUAUUUGUUUGUUCGUUUUUUUCCCCCCAAUAUCAGUUCUUAUUUUUACAAAUUUAUUCCAAUGCUUUUUAAAUUCAAAUAUAUUUAGUAUUGCCCUCUUUAGGACUCCAUACAUAAGAAUCCAAGUUUUCAAUUAAAUCACUAAGUAGAUGUAAUCACCAGGAUCAGGAGACUGACAGACUGUGAUCUUUAGAGUAAGCUACAGCUUUUUCUGAAAUUAAAUGGAUUUUUCAUAUUGCAACAACCAACAACCAAUAUUAUUCAAAUGUCUUUCUCAAUCAUUAGAUGUGGUAACUGUGGUUUUAAAUGAUGUGGACUAAUAUAAUAAUAAAUAUUUUUUUAAAAAACUACAAGGAAUAAGAAGGUAAUUCCUCAUUUAAUCAGUGAAUCUGUCAGGACCAUGAUUUCCGAAUCAGUUGAUAAAAUCGCUGAACUUGUUGCUGGGUGUAAAUGUCUGUGUGCUGAUGAUGACCAGCUCCCUGCAGACUUCCUGCUGCCUGCAGCUCAGGUCAUUUCAUCUCAGUCUGCUCCAGUCGUCUGAACUACUCUAGCUUUUGAUUGCAGACUUCAGCCUUUGAUCAGUCGCUGGGGCGGACAAAGAAACAAAACGUCAGGUGAAGAGAAAUCAUCCGAUGAUGACCGGAAUUUGUCUUACCUCCAAAAUAAAAGCAUUUGUCACACCUCUGACUUCGAAAACACACAUGCAGAACAUUUUGCAAUGAUUUGAAAAUUAUUUGACGUGUUGUUUGGGUUGGUGAACCGCUGACAUUGUUAAGAGGGACGGGGACAAGCAUGUACGUAUUUUAACCGUGUUGAAAUACCCUGGCUUUGGAAUAUCGUAUGUACUGUUUGGUACAAUGUUGCUCAAACAGUCACUGUAUUUUUACAUAUUGCAUUGCUUCAUGAAUGCACAUAUAAACAUUUUGACAGCCUUCACUCAUCAGAGAUAUUUUAGCAUUAUGUUUAUUUUGAAAAUAUGGCCGGAUAUAGUACUUAUUUUCUACUCCAGCAGUAUUGACAUCUGUGACAAAAGCAACCGUGAGCUCCGUUGUACCCACACAUCCAGCACUCAGCGCUGAUAAUAAACCGGCUGACCAGGGAGAAGAGAGAGGGCACACAAAGGCAACACAUUUAUUAUCACCUAUUAAAAAAUUAAGCUUAAACUUCAGCUUGUGUCUGUCUAGAUCACAGACUUAUUCUUGGAGAAAAAUGGGAGCUUUGGAAAAAGUGUAUUCAUUAAAUCACAGGUCCUCAGUCAUGUUUGACUCCUUGGUAAAGUGGAGCGGAGGGUUUGGGCGCGCGGUUGGACUUGUCCCUUGUUUCUGUGCGUGAAAUGAAAAAGCUCUACAAUGGUUUUGGCUGUACAUUAACUAUGGGCGCUCAAAUUCUGGAGUCCAACUCCAGCGGCAACUUGACUCCCGCAGUGUCUGAGGCUGGGACUGUCCUCCCGGGCUACCUGGUGGUGAUCUUAACGGUCCUCAUGGUGACUCUGGUUGUCGUUGUGGUGGCUGGGAACGCGCUGGUCAUCAUGGCUUUUAUUGUGGAUAAAACCCUGAGGAAUCAAAGCAACUACUUCUUUCUGAACCUUGCUAUAUCUGAUUUUCUCGUGGGUGCCUUCUGCAUCCCGGUGUACAUCCCGUACAACCUGACAGGCCGGUGGAUGCUGGGUAAGGGUCUCUGCAAGGUGUGGCUGGUCAUGGACUACCUGCUCUGCACUGCCUCAGUCUUCAACAUUGUCCUCAUUAGUUAUGACCGCUUCCUGUCAGUCACAAGGGCUGUUAAAUACAGAGCACAAAGAAACAUGACCCGCCGGGCUGUGUUCAAGAUGGUGGCAGUGUGGGUGUUGGCCUUCCUCCUCUAUGGCCCUGCCAUCAUCUUCUGGGAGGCAAUCGUUGGCCAGAGCAUCGUCCCGGCCCACGAGUGCUACGCUGAGUUUUAUUUUACCUGGUACUUUCUGCUCAGCGCUUCUACCUUUGAGUUCUUCACCCCAUUUGUGUCGGUGGCCUUCUUCAACCUCAGCAUUUACCUGAACAUCCAUCGCAGGAACAAGAACGGGGGCGCCUGUGCCGAGGACGACGUCAAGACUCAGAGGAACAGUAAGAAGCACAGAGAUGGAGGAGCCUGGUCUGUGUUUUUUGUCAAGACUCGGAAGGUGUCGUCCAGCGAACCCACUGCUAUCUCAGCAGUCAUCGAGGACGAUGACGUCCUGUCCCCUUCUUCCAGCGGGGACCCAAACACUAGUCAGAUAUUCAUGCAGAGGGAGAGGUUCUCCCCUGCCAGAAAAAACUCCAGGCUCUUUCAGCACACGGCCUCCUGCGUGGUGCCUGGCCGUAGGACACAGGGAUCUCGCCUUUCCAGAGACAAAAAGAUUGCCAAAUCUUUGGCCAUCAUUGUCUGCAUUUUUGGGAUUUGCUGGGCUCCCUACACCCUACUUAUGAUUAUCCGUGCUGCUUGUAGUGGUGAAUGUGUAGCAAAUCACUGGUACGAGAUAACAUUCUGGCUUCUGUGGCUGAACUCUGCCAUCAACCCGUUCUUGUACCCUCUGUGCCACAGUAGCUUUCGAAGGGCUUUCUCAAAGAUACUGUGUCCUAAAAGACAAUCAGUGCAGCCUCAGAUUGAGGCUCAGUCUUGUUAGAUGGACUCAAUUGCACUUCCAUGGUUUAUGAAUGUAGUAACUGUUGUUGGUCAUACACUGUAAAAAUCCAUUACUGUUCUUCCAUCAAAAAAUAUCCAGUUUUCAAAAACAAAACAAAUGUUUGCAUUAAAGUGAGGAUUGUCACAGCAUAUCUGACAGCAAUACAACAACAUAACAGUCAGGAAAUGUGUGUGAGAAACUGAAACUGCAGUUGUAAUAAUCUUAAUGAUGGGGUAGCGCUGUGGACUCUUUAAAAGUGGAUAUAAUCGCUCUUGAUUAAAGUGCCCCUAAGAGCAGAUGUCAGAUUUUUCAAAUGGUGUACAUGCUACCGAUCACAGACUCUGUAAGUAGGACAGGAAGGAGUGAUGCGGUUUAUGCUUUCUCAACACUGAGUUCUUUAUGUGCUGAAGGCUGUGAAAUGAUCACUUACACGGCCAAAUAGAAGGUGAUUAUCCUAAUUUUGUCUAAGAUGUUAUACGAGAACCACAGCUCACCAAGUUGUUAAAUUAUGGUCCGUCUGAAUGAAGGCACAGUGGAGGGAAACAAUGGCAGUAGCACGCAUCAAGUUUUUCACAGGGUGGCUGUGACUAGAAAACCUUUCAACUCCUGUCUAGAUCAAAUUGUUGUGAAGGAAGGGUUUCAUGGUCUUUCAUGGUUUUAUAAAGUUUCAUAUCCUCUCUGCACAUGAAAUCCUUUCACUUUGGAUUCAGAGCUGUUAAUCUGAAAAUAAAAAGGCCCUCAAGCUUUUCAUCAUGCAGCAAUAGAACUUGACACAAUGGCAAAUGUACCUGUACCUGUAAAGAAGAGAAUAACCAGUAUUUGUUUACUGACCACUGAGUGUACUUUUAUCACAGUGAUGUUUUAUAUCAUUUUAUCUGAAAACUAUGGGAGGGGGAGGGUGAGUCAGCUGUCAUUUGCCAACACUGAAUCUGCACUUAAUUUUAAAAAGGCAAUUUUUGUUGAUGUUCAAAAUGUACAGCACUAUAAGAUGAGAGCAGCAUUAAAACUUUCGUACAGUAAUAUCUAUGCCAAGCUAGAUGGUAGUGUUCUUUGAGUGCAGUAUUUGUUUAAAGACUUGACUGGUUUAUACCAACCAAACUAUUACUUGACUACUUUGUAUCUUGGCUAUGAAUGUGUGUUGGUGUAAGUAGCCAAUGAAAGAAUAAAAAGAAGACUGCCUAGAGGCUUUGUAACUGUACAUAUUAUUGGUCAAAUUUGGAACACAGGCAGUGUAAAAGGAAUAGUUUGACAUUUUUGGAAAUAUACUUGUUAAAUUUCUUGCAGAGGGUUAUAUGAGGACUGAUAACACUUGCGUGUCUGUACACUAAAUAUGAAGCUACAACCAGGAGAUGGUUAGCUUACCUUAGCAUCAGCAUAAACAGUUGAAAUCAGCCCCUUUUAGAAAAAAAUUCUAUGCUAAUCCAGAGGCUUUUAAAUGUCCAUUAGCUAGCUAACAGUCCAAACAAACAUGGACUACCCAACUUAGAAACAACGCAAGGUGAAAAUUUGCUUCACUUUUUGUCUGAACACAUGUUAAAGUUCACUAGUUAAAGGUACCAUAUUGUAGAUUGUGAGGUUUCCAUGUCAUUAUUUCCUUAUAAACAUAUAUAUAAACACAGGCCGUAUUCAGAAACUGUGCCUGUAAACAAGCCAUCAGGACUUCCCUUCCCCUAAUUGUGAUGAUAAAACGAUCAAACCUUUUUUGGUUGUUAAAUUUAUUGACAGCACAACACACAACACAAACAGCCAUUCAGCUGGAUGUUUGGAAGCCAAUAUAUUAUUGUCUUCCAGAGAGAAAUGUGAAAUAGGAGAUGUAAAACUAUACUGAGAUGGUGUUUGCUACUUCAAACCACAAAUAUAUCUUUUUACAGAUAUUAAAAAUAAAUAAAAUAAAACAUCAGAAAAGUGUAAAAUAUUGGACCUUUAACACAUUACAGUUCCUUUGUUCCAGGAAGUCACUGCAACCAGCCAAGAAAUAGUCAUAAAUCCCUGUAAAACUGUAACUAAUCAUUUGUUAACAGUUUUUGUAUAAAUUAUUAGUUAUUGAGAUUUUCUGGUAAGUGGAUUUUGUUAGCACUUUCCUCAUUUCCAGUCAUAAUGCUAAGCUAACUAUCUCUAGCUGUAGAUUCAUAUUGACCGGACAAAUAUAUGAGUGGUAUCAGUCUUUUCAUCUAACUCUCAGCAAAACUGCAUGUGAAAUGUGAAAUGUCGAACUACUGCUAUAAGUGCUUUGUGAGAGGUUUCUGUUUUCUGUGAUAAGAUAAGAUAAGACUGACAUCAGGUGAUUCAAGUGAGGUGAGUGGGUGGAGAAGAAUCAUGUGCUGUAUGUGUCAUAGUCAGCUGUUGCCUGAGUAUGAUACAUACCUGGGAAAAUAUAAAUAUAAAGGAAUACUGAUAUUGCUUUUAAAAAGUUCUUCAAAAAAACAUCUUUACAAAAGACUUGAAAAUAAAAUGAAAAUAAAGAGCU
Lates calcarifer (barramundi perch) is the source of this 6212-nucleotide messenger RNA. Its product is annotated as histamine H3 receptor. Gene Ontology annotation, cellular component: membrane. The record is from RefSeq and is a predicted model, not a curated record. The transcript has 3 exons. Lineage: Eukaryota; Metazoa; Chordata; Actinopteri; Centropomidae. Gene Ontology annotation, biological process: adenylate cyclase-activating adrenergic receptor signaling pathway. Bases 2444 to 3745 code for a protein of 433 amino acids. Gene Ontology annotation, molecular function: histamine receptor activity.